AUGAUUUAAUAUUCAAAUAAUGUUUUAGCAAGUGCAGCUAUUUAUUUAGUUCAUAAAAUCAGAAGAAUUCAUCCCUCAUGGAGUUAAGAUUAGAUGGUAUCAAUAACUGGUUUAAAUGAAAUUGACAUUAGAACUUGUGCAAAAGAAAUGUGUAAUCUCCUAAAAGACCAAGAUUAAAAACAAUUUAAUUAGAUAAGAAAAAAGUUCUCAUUACCAAAAUAUUUAGAGGUUUCAAAAAUUAGAAUUGAAAAGCGUCCCUCUUAAAAUUUACAAACACUUCCAUAUUGA
Molecule: messenger RNA, 288 nt
Organism: Paramecium sonneborni
Lineage: Eukaryota; Ciliophora; Oligohymenophorea; Peniculida; Parameciidae
Source: the annotation of a GenBank genome assembly